Messenger RNA from Prosopis cineraria, 795 nucleotides. Its product is annotated as ruBisCO-associated protein-like. NCBI's taxonomy places the organism in Eukaryota, Viridiplantae, Streptophyta, Magnoliopsida, Fabales, Fabaceae. The transcript has a single exon. Bases 1 to 795 code for a protein of 264 amino acids. Gene Ontology annotation, biological process: carbohydrate metabolic process. The record is from RefSeq and is a predicted model, not a curated record.
AUGGCGAACUUGUCCGCCUAUCGUGUUUACGCCAGCACUGUUAGCUCCGUUGAAAAUCUCCCAUAUGCGAGCCUCGACAAAGAAAUGCAUAUCGUUCUGGCCUUCGCCAGAGAUUACGAUAUUUAUCGGCGUUACGCGACAGGAAAAUUUGAGGCGUAUUUUGAUAAAAGUAAGUUCGAUGCCCAGACUAUCAAAGCCAUCAAAAGGAAGUCGACUUCCACCUCCAUCAAGUUCUUCUUGAGCAUCGGAGGGCGUGACCCCGAAUUCCCAUUUGCUGUGACCUCUUCUGACGAAUCCACGUGGAUCAAAAAUGCCACCGACACUCUCAAAAACAUCGUCCAGACUUUCGGUUUUGAUGGCAUCGACGUUUACUACGAACACAUCAAACCUGAUGCGGCAAAUCAGUUUCCCAAGGCAAUAAAGAAGGUCAUAUGGGAUCUAAAGAACGUGGAAAAAGUCAUCACCAAGGCUUCCAUCACUGUGUCAGCUCCUCUCACUAAUAACUAUGACGACCUGUACAAGGAAAACGAAGCAGUUUUUGACUUUGUGGUCUACCAGACCCACUCUGAGCCUAGUCGUUUUUCCAAUUUUAAAGAGCUCGAACCCAUCUUCGACAGACUAACUUAUCCCAAAGAGAAGAUCUUUGCUGGCCACAGUGAUGUCCUGCCAUCGGACUGGGCUAACGUCCCACUGCCCAUCUUCCUUGGUGCUGUUCCUCAGCUCCUCAACAAAGGAAUAUUUGGGAUUUCCAAGUGGAUUGUGACCCCUAAUGAUCACAACCCUGAGAGCAAGUGA